AUGCUGCUAGUUGCCGGCUUCGUAUUCACGUACUACACGACAUGGGCCAUCUUACUCCCUUUCUUUGACGCAUCCAGCCCCAUACACAACUAUUUUCCUGCACGUGAAUGGGCAAUACGGCUGCCAGCAUUUGCGCUCGUAGUUGGACUUUCGGGUAUCGGUUUCUUCAUUGGCUCCACAAUCAUGAAGGAGAAUAGAAAGAAGUCACAAAAAGCGAAACUCAGGGCAGCCUGA
Suillus subaureus is the source of this 234-nucleotide messenger RNA. RefSeq names its product dolichol phosphate-mannose biosynthesis regulatory. Gene Ontology annotation, biological process: GPI anchor biosynthetic process. Gene Ontology annotation, molecular function: enzyme regulator activity. NCBI's taxonomy places the organism in Eukaryota, Fungi, Basidiomycota, Agaricomycetes, Boletales, Suillaceae. Gene Ontology annotation, cellular component: endoplasmic reticulum membrane; dolichol-phosphate-mannose synthase complex. The transcript has 2 exons. The coding region runs from base 1 to 234 and encodes 77 amino acids. The record is from RefSeq and is a predicted model, not a curated record.